AAAAACAUGCGCGCUUAACCUUGUGGCUCGAGCGUGUUGUCAAACCAACCCGUGUAAACGGGGCUGUAACCGGUGACCUGUGACCUGUGACCUGUGACCUGUCACCUGUGUUUCGGGUCCAUCCAUGCCGCCGCGUUCCUCUGGAGGAAUGAACAAAUACGUCCUCCCGGUCUCGGUGUUCGGGACGGCGCUCGGAGCCGCUGCUUUACUGAAGAACCAUGUGACUGGAGGCCGGUGUCCCAGUAAGGCGACCAUUAGGGGGAAGACUGUGAUCGUCACGGGAGCCAACACGGGCAUCGGGAAGGAGACGGCCCGGGAACUGGCCAAGAGAGGGGGUCGGAUCAUUAUGGGAUGUCGGGACAUGGAGAAGUGCGAGGAGGCUGCAAAGGAAAUUAGGGGGACGACUCUGAAUCCUCAGGUUUACGCGUGCCGCCUCGACCUGGCCUCCGGGAAGUCCAUUCGGGAGUUUGCAGAGCGAAUGAAACGAGAGCAGCAGCGUGUGGAUGUGCUCAUCAACAAUGCUGGAGUCAUGAGAUGUCCAGCAGGGAGGACAGAAGACGGCUUUGACAUGCAGUUUGGAGUCAACCACUUGGGCCACUUCUUGUUGACAAACCUCCUGCUGGACAAGUUGAAGGCGUCCGCCCCCAGCAGAGUGAUCAACCUGACCUCCCUCGCCCACGUCGUUGGAAAGAUGGACUUUGUGGACUUGAACUGGGAGAAGAGAAAGUUUGAUACCAAGCAGGCGUACUGUCAGAGCAAGCUCGCCAACGUGCUGUUCACCAGAGAGCUCGCCAAGCGCUUACGAGGCACAGGAGUCACAGUGAACGCGACACACCCAGGCGUUGUUGCCACGGAUCUCGGGAGGCACACGGGUCUCCACCAGUCGCAGUUCUCCAGCUCUGUGCUCAGUCCCUUUUUCUCCAUGCUGGUAAAGAGCCCAGACAUGGGGGCCCAGCCCAGCGUCUACCUGGCCGUGUCCGAGGAGAUGGAAGGGGUGACGGGGAGGUACUACGACGUGAUGACGGAGAAGGAACCGGCGCCCCAAGCCCUGGAUGAGGAGGCAGCCCGCCAGCUGUGGGAGGUCAGCAGCAGGCUGGUGGGUCUGGAGGGUCUGGAGGAGUCCAACCCACCAGCAGAAGUCCAGAGCAGAGCUCCACAGACUGCUGGAGAGCAGAGACCCGGACCGAGCCCAGGAGCAGCUGUCGAUGCGGCGCGGCUGGAGGCCGGCGGGGGAUGAUGGACCUUUUAUUGCUUAAGCUGCGUCUGGCUCGUAAAACAAUGAACUGUCAGUUAGUCUGGUUGUCUGAAUAAAGACCGUCUUUUGUACAUGC
Pseudoliparis swirei is the source of this 1331-nucleotide messenger RNA. Its product is annotated as retinol dehydrogenase 13-like. Bases 125 to 1237 code for a protein of 370 amino acids. The record is from RefSeq and is a predicted model, not a curated record. The transcript has 7 exons. Lineage: Eukaryota; Metazoa; Chordata; Actinopteri; Perciformes; Liparidae.